Molecule: messenger RNA, 2392 nt
Organism: Eufriesea mexicana
Lineage: Eukaryota; Metazoa; Arthropoda; Insecta; Hymenoptera; Apidae
Product: activating signal cointegrator 1 complex subunit 2
Exons: 14
Coding region: 40-2337 (765 amino acids)
Biological process (GO): regulation of DNA-templated transcription
Molecular function (GO): ubiquitin binding
Source: RefSeq, a predicted model, not a curated record
UUAAUAGUAUCUAUGACGGAAAAUGUAUCGCAUGAAAACAUGGAGCUUUACGAGAAUCCCGAACUUCUACCGCUGGAGGAGCUAAAGCUAAAGAUUAAAACUGGUGGUGUUAUUGAAGAUGUUGAAGCUUUGAGUAAGAGAUGGGCAAGUGACCAUUAUUUUUUAAGUUAUGAAGCACCUGAUAUAUACAAUGAUGAUGGAUUUGAAAUUACGGGAGCAAAACAGCGUUGGAUGGAAAUUGUCAAUUAUAUGAUUAAUGAUUUAAAAUGGUUACUUGGUCUUCCAUUUUAUAAGUUUUGGUCAAACAUUGUAUUCAAUACCUCGAUAUUAGAUACAUUGGUAUCUUUUCUACAAGAAGCACCACCAUUUUAUGCUUUAGAAAAUUUCCCAAAUUCUCCAGAAAUGUUGGAACUUUUAGAAACACUAAGUCGCUAUGUACUUGUAGUGUUUACACGACUUGUCACAAAUAAAGAAAGCUCCAAGGAAUUUAUGAACCGUCCAUUUUUUGGAAAUUUAUUGUAUGAGAAGUACAUAUUCACGGUACCUAUUAUCUUUGAUCUCUGUCAACUUUAUGGCAGAGAUAAUGGAAAAGUAAUAAAGAGAAUUUUAAAUUGUUUAUUUACAUUAGAACCAAGGUACUAUAAUGAUCUUCAGAGAGCUGUUCCUUAUCUUGUAGAGGUUCUUGAAAAUGUUGAGGCACAGUUUGAUGGCUAUUCUACUCACACCAAUGAAACUGUCUCAUUGUCAAAACAGAAUACUAAUUCAACAAAAAUUACAUUAGUUCAUUUGGAAGAUAUGAUAUUAUGUGUUUUAGAUAUAUCAUCAACCAUUAAUGUGUUCUUAAAAAAUUACCAUGUUGCAAUUAGUAUAUUUCAUAAAAAGGAUUUUAUGAAUAAACUUGUUUUAGUAUAUGAAAACACAAUACCUGAGAUGUAUAAAAUAUUAGAUAACUUAGCAAACAACGAUGAAAAUAUGCCGAAAUAUGUACAACUGAAGCAUCGUCUGGAUGUAAUAAGAAUUGAAAUUAUAAAUCUUUUUCGUAUUAUUAUAUACGAACCAGUGUCAAAUAUCCAAGAAAAUUUGAAUUCGAUAAAAGAAGCAGAGUUGAAGGAACGGGUGGAUGAAUAUCUUAAUUUACUAAUCAAUGUAAUUUCUGAAAAAGAGUUCAUUACAGAUUAUGUUCAGUUUUAUCCUAUUGAAUUAGAUUUGAUUGUAUUUUCACAAAUUUGUCCUGAUUUUGAUACAAUCAAAUAUGAUUACAUAAUGCAGUCAGUAAAUGCAAUUAUUGGAAACCCUGGCACCCCAUCUACUAGCUUUUCUAACAAUGUAAAUGAAGCUACAGCUGGACCCAGUGGUAUUUCAAAUCAAACAGCUACAUCUAAAAAUGUAGAUUCUUCAAAUAAGAAUCAAAUUUCCAUGAUGAAGAAUUCUGUUGAAUUUGCUGGACCUAGUGGUAUAAAUCAAACAGCUACAUCUAAAAAUAUAGAUUCUACAAAUAAGAACCAAAUUUCUGUGAUGAAGAAUUCUGUUGAAUUUGCAUCCCUUGUUUCUGAAGUUAAAGAUAUCUUAUAUGAUUUAGAUGAACAUUUCAUUGAGAUAAGUUUGGAGUAUUACAAUUAUGACACUGCAGCUGUGAUAAAUGCCGUAUUAGAAAACUCAUUACCGCAGAAAUUAAAAGAAUUAAAGGAGUUAGGACCGUCACAAAUACCUAGUGCAACGCCAAUUUAUACUGAGGUUUCAGUUAAUGAAAAUUCGAUGGUCGAUAGUCAUAAUGAUAAUGACAAUGAUGACAAUGAUGAUGAUGAAAAUGAUGACGAUGAUGACGAUGAUGAUGAUGAUGAUGUUUAUGUGAAAACUGAAGAAACAAUACCAAUAGCUACUGAUUAUAUAAUUAAAAAUUACAGCCUUGUUGCAGACGUUUACAACGAUGAGUAUGAUGAUACGUAUGACAAUCGUGACAUACGUGGGAACACACACGAUAAUUCGACUGAAAUAGAUUCAAGACCUUUUACUAUACCAAGAGUCCUUCGUGAAAAACAAAAGAUUGAAGUCGUAAGUGAUUCAGAAUCAGAAAACGAAGAUGUGGGGAAUGAUCAAAAUGGAAAAGACUGUUUUGUACAAAAUCCAGAAGAGAUACGUGCUAGAGCGGAGCAACGAAGACAAAUGCGAGGUGGGAAAGUUGCAUCAAAUGUAAUUGGUAAACCUAAAGGUCAAGGACAGGAGAAAGAUGUCUUAUAUAAUAGGCAGCAGAAGAAUACCAAAAAAGCAAAACGUGCCAAUCACAAUCGUCGUUCUGGUGCCCAGUGGAAACGAAAUCAAGGGAUGGUUUCAUCAUAAAUCUAUCUAUAAUUUUACAAUAUGAUUGUAAAUACUGCCAUUUGAUAAAUAUAUU